Molecule: messenger RNA, 3279 nt
Organism: Mycosarcoma maydis (corn smut)
Lineage: Eukaryota; Fungi; Basidiomycota; Ustilaginomycetes; Ustilaginales
Product: ubiquitin-ubiquitin ligase UFD2
Exons: 1
Coding region: 1-3279 (1092 amino acids)
Biological process (GO): protein polyubiquitination
Cellular component (GO): nucleus; ubiquitin ligase complex; cytoplasm
Molecular function (GO): ubiquitin-ubiquitin ligase activity
Source: RefSeq, a predicted model, not a curated record
AUGCCAGCCUCGUUCGAUCAAUGGCAGCACACAGCUGUCUCAAACAUCUUCAAUAUUACCCUGGACCGUCGCGAAGCCGAACAAAGCGGUUGGAACAAGACCUAUUUGAGGGAGCUCGCCGAAGAACUCUCGUCGGACUCGUCUGCGCCAUCACAACUCACCGCAUCAGUCGCAGAUCAGAUCCUCAUCGCUCGACUUUCCCUCGAUCCACAAGCCGAUGUGAUGAGCGACGAUGCAGAGCACAUCACCAUUCUCGCCAAUCUUGCUAAAGGCCAGACCUCGUGGGACUAUCUUGUCGCUUGUUGGAAAAUGGCGAGAGCGGAAGAGAGUCGUGUGCGCAAAUCGCUCCCUGCCGCAGAGCACAGCAAGGCGCUAGCAGUACUCGAAGAGAUCCGCGCACUUGUCAUCUCGUACGCUGGACUGGUACUCCAAUCGCCCGACAUGUUUCCCAACUCGACCAAGCCCAACGGCACCCCGCUUUCCCCCUUGGUACUCGUGGACAGUCUGACACACGUCUCUUCUUCCAUCUCGAGCUUUGGCUUCUCCACCACCUCGGAAGCUUCCACUUCACACAGCACCGCCGACCUCACGACCAAGUUCGAGACCAUUGACGGUGAUGACUUGCCUGUCUUUCUCAAUGAGCUUGCUGUCCGUUUCGGCAAUGAUGACGGUCUGGAUGAGAUUCUCGGACCUGCCUUCACAGAGCUUACCAGGAGGAUCCGCGAUGGUGAUCGGGGCUCCGACACCCCCGCCUCUUCGUCAUCCUUGCCGAUGCACAGUACGGGUCAGGCCGCCGCUCCAGCCAGUGGCGGUGUCAAUCCAGCUGCUCUCAACCAGGCGCUGGCGAAUCAAGACGUCCAGUCGGUCAUCGCUCAGUUGCUAGCAGGCCGGAUGGCGGGCGCACAACCAGGCGCACAGCCAGUCACAGCACCGCUCGGAGCCAUUGCAAAGCCCAACGAGGGGCUGACGAUUGCGGGGCUCGAGUGGAGGCCCUACGUCAAUGCCAUCGUCGAAGCGGUCGAGAUCAAGCCGAUCGCGAACAUGCUGGCUCAUCUGUCCAACUUUGACCCUGAACACGUCACAGGCUCGCGUAUCGAACUCGACUCGCUGCUGGGCCCUGUACUGCGCCUAUCGGCGUUUCCGGACGCGUACCCGAGCAUCACACAGCAUUACUUUGCCAACGCAGCUACGCAGACUCAGCAGGAGGCGGAUGCUAAUUUCCGCAGCAUUCAGAGCACCAUGGAGAUUGUGCAUACGCUCAACUUCCGCAUCUUUAAUGCUAUCGUCCGCUCCGGUGCGCCGGCGCGUGAAAAGGUACUGGCUUACUGGGGUAAAGCGUGCGCUCUGAAUGCAAAGCGAGGCGCUAUGCAGGUGCGUCAGGAACUCGUGGCAAGCGACGGGUACAUGGUGAAUCUGUACGAGCUGCUGCUCCGCUUUGCCGAGCCAUUCAUGGAUGCUGGCUUGACCAAGAUCGACCGGAUUGACCUCGAGUACCUGCGCAAGCAGAAGCGGUUCGAUAUUCAGGAGCUGACGCGUAUCAAUGCCACUGAAGCCGAAGCGAAAGAGUGGGGACAGCAGGCGCAAGCAGAGCCAGCGGGCGCGCCGGCUAACUUUAUCACCGAAGUGUUUUACCUUUGCGUGCGACUCAACAACCUCGGACUGGGGAAAGCGGUACGUGGCAUCGACGAAAAGGAAAAGGAGAUGGGUCGUUUCAAAAAACGCAUCGCCGAAAUCGAGGCAGACAGGGCCAUGUGGUCGGCACUCGCGCAAGCUCCACAGUACGAAAACUUUCUAAAGCGUGCCAAGGCCGAAGUGGAGCGUUUGCAUGGCGAGAUCUAUGCAGCUCAGAGCCAGCUGAUGGCGCCCGAGUUUUUGCAAAAAGUGAUCACGUUCAACUGCUUCCUUAUGACCUGGCUGAUUCGCGUUGCCGAGCCCAAAGCGAUGCAUCCGCAUACUCAAGUGACUUUGCCUCUGCCGCAACAAGUGCCAACGCGCUUCCGCAUGCUGCCGGAGCACGUGUUUGAGGACAUUUGCGAUGUGAUGCUCUUUCUCUCGCGCGUGAGCGCACCGCUUUCGGAAUCGGCCAAGAAUGACCUAGUGACGUUUUGCACUACGUUCCUCAGCUCGGGAUGGUACAUUAAAAAUCCUUUCCUUAAGGCGAAGCUUGCCGAGAUCCUGUUUUACAACGUGAUUCCGUGGGGACGUCACACGAACGGUGUUCUGAGCGAUACGCUCAACAUUCACGCGCUGGCGCUGCAGCAUCUGGUGCCUGCGUUGAUGAAUUUUUGGAUCGAGGCAGAGAACACGGGCAGUCACACGCAGUUCUAUGACAAGUUCAACAUGCGCUACCAUCUAUCGCAAAUAUUCAAGUCGAUCUGGAGCAAUCCGAAGCACAAGCAGCAGAUCCAUGAUCAGGCGCAGGCGAGCGGAUCCGACUUUGUGGUGUUUAUCAAUCGAUUGAUGAACGAUGUCACGUAUCUGCUCGAUGACGCGCUGGACAAGCUACAGGAGUUGCAUACCAAGCAGUCGGAAUCCGAGCCACCGAGAGCCGAGAGCACAUCGUCGCAAGAGCAACAGGAGCGAGAAGGACAUGUUCGUCAGCUCGAACAGACGAUCAAGUCGGACUUGCAGCUGGGAACCGAAUUCAUGCGACUGCUCAUCGACUUUACUGCCGAAACUACCGAGGCGUUCAUGACGCCCGAAGUGGUGGAUCGACUAGCGGCCAUGUUGGACUACAACCUCGACCUCAUGGCUGGACCCAAGUGUCAGAACCUCAAGGUCAAGCAUCCCAAAAAGGUGAGCUUUGAGCCUCGCAAUCUUUUGCGCAUGAUCAUGUCGGUCUACCUCAACCUAUGCAGCAAACGCGAAUUUGUGGCGGCAAUCGCGCGCGAUGGACGAAGUUACUCGAAGCCGGUAUUUGAAAAGGCAGGAUGGAUUGCGGAGAGAUACAUGCUCAAGAGCCCGCCCGAGCUGGAAGCGUGGGCGGGGAUGAUCGCGCAGGUGGAGGAGAAGCGACAGAUGGAGCAGGACGAUGAGGAGGAUCUGGGAGACGUGCCGGAUGAGUAUCUGGAUCCGUUGAUGGCGACGAUAAUGAAGGAUCCCGUGCUGCUGCCGAGGAGCAAGGCAGUAGUGGACAGGUCGACGAUCAAAGCGCACCUGCUGAGCGACUCGACGGAUCCGUUCAAUCGGUCGCCGUUGAAGAUCGAGGAUGUGAUUCCGGAUGCAGAGCUGAAGGCCAAGAUCGAGGCGUUUAUUGCCGAGAGGAGGCGCAAGAGCUAG